This is a messenger RNA of Vitis vinifera (wine grape), 441 nucleotides long. RefSeq names its product homeobox-leucine zipper protein ANTHOCYANINLESS 2-like. NCBI's taxonomy places the organism in Eukaryota, Viridiplantae, Streptophyta, Magnoliopsida, Vitales, Vitaceae. The transcript has a single exon. The coding region runs from base 1 to 441 and encodes 146 amino acids. The record is from RefSeq and is a predicted model, not a curated record. Gene Ontology annotation, molecular function: DNA binding.
AUGGAGGAUCAACAUGAAAGGGUUCCAGUGGAUGGAAGAGUUUUAGUGGAGGAAAAGGUUCUAGUGGAGCAACUAGUUCCAGUCAAAAGGGUUCAUGUGGAGGAAAGAUUUCAUUUAGAAGAAAGGGUUCCGGUGGAAGGAAGGAUUCUAGUGGAAGAAAAUUUCGAUCCAAGUGUUAUGGGGAGGACCAAUGAAAAUGGGUAUGAGAGCAUGUUUGGAAGUGGGAACUUAGAUGGUGGAUUGGAGGAUAAGCAAGAAACCUUGGUACUUGAGAGGCCGGCCAAGAAACUGAAGUACCAUCGACAUACUCAAGAGCAAAUUAAUGAGCUUGAAACUUGCUUCAAGAAAUGGCCUCACCCUAACGAUAAACAAAGGUUGGACCUCAGUAGGAAGCUCAGCUUGGAGCCAAGACAAGUGAACUUCUGGUUUCAGAAUCGGUGA